UGUAUCAAGAUGGCGGCGCAAGGUGGUCGCGUGUUGGUUUAUGGUGGAAGAGGUGCACUCGGUUCUGCGAUUGUGAAACAUUUCAAAGCUCAAAACUAUUGGGUAGGUUCCAUUGAUCUUCACCCAAAUGAAGAUGCAGAUGCCAACAUCAUUGUGAAGCCAGUUGAAUCUUGGACAGCACAGGAAGAGGAAGUUGUAAAGAGCGUCGAUGGAGUCCUGGGGGAGAAUAAGGUGGAUGCCAUCUUGUGUGUUGCCGGGGGAUGGGCUGGUGGCAAUGCAGCCUCUAAAGAUCUGGUGAAGAAUGCAGACAUGAUGUGGAAGCAGAGCGUAUGGACGUCUGUGCUCUCCUCAAGUCUUGCAGCCAAGUACCUCAAGGAGGGAGGUGUCCUCACCCUGCCAGGAGCGCAGCCAGCCCUAGAGGGAACUGCAGGUAUGAUUGGGUAUGGUCUGGCCAAGGCUGCUAUCCAUCAGCUGGUGAAGAGUCUAGCUGCUGACAACAGUGGGAUGCCUGCAAACAGCCUCUCGGCUGCCAUACUGCCUGUGACCCUUGACACACCCAUGAACAGGAAGUUUAUGUCCAAUGCAGACUUCAGCACCUGGACCCCGCUUGAGUUUGUUGCUGAACUGUUCUACAAGUGGACUGUUGGGCAAGAACGACCCACCAAUGGAAGCUUGGUGCAGCUGAUCACAAAGGACAGCAAGACUGACCUGGUCAUAGCUUAACCCAAGCCCAGCUGGAGGCACCCUGUCAAGUCCAUGUGCAGUGCAGUGCAUGUGAGGCACUUGUGAAGGUCCUCGAGUUGUUAUGUAGAAAAGAAGGGAUGUAGACCCCUCACCAUGUAUGUUGUCCUCAUAAUGUUGUGAAGGAAGUGUUCAGGGAUUAAAUGUAAAUCAAAUGUCUAGAGUUCUUUGUCAUCGGGAAAAUAGAGACACGCUUUUAUUUUGUAUCUGUCUUUCAUUGCUUAAAGUUUUUACUGAGCAUUGAUUUUUGUAUUUUACAAAAGAUAUUUUGAUAGUGAUGUAUGAAUUUUAUGAGGCAUUUCUUUUACAUACAAAUCAUGACAUUCCAGAAGGUAAUGCUCUACAAUAUAUGAUUUUCCUUUAGCUGAAAAGCAGAAAUUGUCUUUUGACGAAUAUUUAUAGAGGACUGGUGAAGAUUGUGGACAUUAAUCAACCUAUUUAUAUCUAGUCAGGUACAGGGUUACUGCAUUGAUUUUCUGGAGGCGUUUUGUUGAUCUUUUCUUUGUUUCUAUGCAUGACAUUACAAUGACAGUGAUGCACUGGGCAAUGUGCUCAAUGUGCAGUCAGUAUUGUUAAUAUUCUUUUGGUUCAUUCAGCACAGAGAAUAAUAUCACAUGUAUGAGGAUUUUGAUCUGCAUAAAAUAAGGUCAAAAGACACGUUGUUAACAUACAUGCCAGUUAAUAAUCAGUGUUGAAUUGUUUUUGAUCUCCAAGACUCUUACAAGGGUAAUUACUGUUCAGCUAUUUAAACAGCCUGGUGCAAGUAAAGUCUAUGUCAGUGCAAUGCUAUAUUCUCUAGAAGGGCUAGCUGGGUUGUGGGUCAGUGAAGGCACUCAGUUGUCAUGCUGAACACCCCCAAGGGGACAAUGUGUGAAGCCCAUCUCUCUUGUCCCAGGUGUUGCUGUGGUAAUGCUAGAAGUGGCGUAACACCCAACUCAGUCACUCACUCAUCCUUAACUGUCUUUACCGAUUUGUGUGUAUACCCUACUUGCUGUAUACCACAGGAUCUUCUAGUCAUGGAGUCCUUGAAGACAGGACUAUGUUUGAUUUUGAUAUUGUCAUUAGCUACAGGUAUGCCAUGUACGAUAGUGUCAAUAGCUACAGGUAUGCCAUGUUCGAUAUUGUCAAUAGCUACAGAUAUGCUAUGUACGAUAUUGUCAAUAGCUACCGGUACGCCAUGUACGAUAGUGUCAAUAGCUACAGGUAUGCCAUGUUUCGAUAUUGUCAAUAGCUACAGGUAUGCCAUGUUUCGAUAUUGUCAAUAGCUACAGGUAUGCCAUGUUCGAUAUUGUCAAUAGCUACAGGUAUGCCAUGUUCGAUAUUGUCAAUAGCUACAGGUAUGCCAUGUUUCGAUAUUGUCAAUAGCUACAGGUAUGCCAUGUUUCGAUAUUGUCAAUAGCUACAGGUAUGCCAUGUACUUCCAGUAUUGUUCUGUGGCUGGGGCACAUUGUGGCUGCAUAACCCCCAUGUGUUCAUUCAAUGGCAGCUUCACUCAAAUUUUAUUUUGUUAUCUGUCUACCUUACUUGUUGUUAGAAGGUGCUUUUGGUUUUUUUUAUUAUGAACUGCUUUGUUACUGCAUUUAAUGAAAUAAUCAUAUCGACUGCUUUGCAAGGGAUACUGGUGGAAAUUUGUAUGAUUUAUGACAACUGUUAGGUCCAAGAAACGAAAAACUUGUGAUAUAUUACCAUCUGGCCUUUUACACUGCUUGUCACAAUACAAGGAAUAUUCUGUGUGAACUAUUCAUUUGUAGCUUUUGAUUAAGGACUUUGUUACCAAAGAAUGUUGAUGUCUCUUAUAUUAGGACCUUUUUAUUGUGUUAAGCUGUAAUGCAAAUUGGUAUUGUCAACUAUUGUGAUAGUAUUACAGGUUCUUAGAAAUACGUAGUAGUUUUUGGUCUGUUACCCGAGUUAGAAAUGCUCAAAAAUCUAAGGACCCAUCCAAGGUAUAUCACCACUUAUUUAUUGGACAAUUUAAUCAGAUAUCGGAACAUAUAUAUGUUAUUACACGGCACAUGUGCAUACACUGUCACACGUUGCCAUGUGAUCAUUGAUCUGCUCAUCCAGACAUUUGUAGCUGAAGAAUUGACAAUGCUAGUGUUAUUUUUUUGGAAGGUUUAAAUUAUAAGGGUUUGAUUGGAAGAUAAUUAACUUGCAUAAUACACUAUAACAGUAUCACAAUAGCAUAUCACUUUGUUAACCGUUCUUCCAGGGGACAGACAGUGCGAGACACCCAGCGAGCACAUUGUGGCUUGUUCUACAAGUGUGCGAUCUUUGUGAUCCACAGCAAUAAAUUAUCUGUAUAUCAUGCCA
Messenger RNA from Haliotis rufescens (red abalone), 3051 nucleotides. RefSeq names its product dihydropteridine reductase-like. Gene Ontology annotation, cellular component: cytoplasm. The record is from RefSeq and is a predicted model, not a curated record. Gene Ontology annotation, molecular function: NADH binding; NADPH binding; 6,7-dihydropteridine reductase activity. The transcript has 6 exons. The coding region runs from base 10 to 723 and encodes 237 amino acids. Lineage: Eukaryota; Metazoa; Mollusca; Gastropoda; Lepetellida; Haliotidae. Gene Ontology annotation, biological process: tetrahydrobiopterin biosynthetic process; L-phenylalanine catabolic process.